CGCCUCAUCCGCUCCCGCCUGUCCGCCUGUCGGGAUCAAGAGACCUCAACUCAACUUGAACAUCUCUCUAUCCUCUUUCUCUCUCUCUCUCUCUCCAAGCCGUGUAUCUUGUCUCCAACCUUCCUCAUCGCUCAUCUGUCUCUGAUUGUAACCAGUGCCGGCUCGCAGCCAGCUCUCUUCCUUCUGCACUCUUCUCAUCUCGCUCAUCACUCAUUAUUCAUCACCUCUGCUGCUCACCUCUCGCACUUUUCGCUUACAGCUGACAGCCUCACAGCAUGUCCCACGGCCGAGCAGGCGAAAGCCAUCGCAGCAAUGGACGGGCAAAACGCACCAUGUCUCUCAACGCUCGGUACGACAACCUUGUAAUGCUGCAUCAGCCGCGCCCACUCCGGUUGCGCAAUCCUCCUCCCUCGCGCGACAAGGUCGACUGUCGCAACGCACGGGACCGCGCCGCGCUCUAUGAGCGCUUUGGCAUCUCGGAUGUAACCCCCAGAACCUUCUCAUCCAUCGAGCUUCCUCAUCUACCCUCCCGUCUGCAUGCGUUGGAUCAAGUUAGGCAACGGGAGACUCGGCGCACGCUUCAGCCCAGAGAUGCAGUCCCAGAAUCAGGCCCAGAGGCAGACCCGGAACCAGAGCAAUGGCUUGUGGACAUCAUGUUCCCCGAACACUCGCAACAGUCGACUUUCCCGGUGGCCGCAGAGCAAGCACCUUCCUCCGCCCCGUCGCCGGCCGUUUCACCCUUCGAGGACACCAUCCCGCUCUCUCUCGGUCAUCAACCAUACUUCUGGCAGCAGUCACCUCAACAAAUGCAAAUCGCAAUGGGUCAUUCACCCGCUCCUGCUCUGUUCUACCCGCAACCCGUGCCAUCGCUCGAGUCUAAUACCAGCUUCACACCUCUGACGACAAUGCCUAAUAUGCCUUCAAUGGGCGUGGCCGGAUGGGCUGCACCUUGGGGUACCGCAACUAUUGACAUACCAACGCCCGCGUCCUUUGUGCCACUGUGGCUCGCGCAGCACGGCGUAGUGGACGCUGCUGGUCGCCCUAUCCACCUUCCGUUAUCAGUCCUCUCACCACAGUCCCUCUCACUUCCGGAACAGCGAUCACGCCGGUCUUCACGUCGCUCGGGUCGGAAACGACGACGCCGGCGUUCUCCGUCCGCUUCAUCUGAAUCAGAUCUCGAUAGAGACAGAAAAUCUGACGGAUGCGAAGACCAGCGCCCUCCUCUCGGUUCACAUCCUUACAAGAGCCCGAAUGUCGCCGACUCUUCAUCGGAUGGGGACGGUCUCGAGGUCGCAGGUUCCGGCAAGGACCCGCUCGCGUCGGGGGAAGGUAUAACAGGCAUCCUCAAAGAGCCCAUUGCCCGUGCCAUGGAACGUCGUGACGAGAAAUACCGCCCGAAUUCCAUCAACUCGGAGCACGACCGAGAUCAAGAGUCUGUGCUCAACCCCAAGCCUUUUGCCCGGCCCGGCCCCUCCGCUCGCGAACAGGACUUGGGCGCCCGUGUCCAUGGUCCGAGUUUGGUCACCCAACCUUUCGUCCAAGCUGGCAAGUCGUGUGACGUCCAUCUGUCUGCGUCACCAACAUCUCCACAGCGCAAGGCUCGGAUCCCUCGCGAGUCCAACCGCACUCCCUUCCCGACACUUCCUUCAGCUGCGACACCCAUCACCUCGCAGCGGUCUAGCAAUACGCACAGAGACCCCUGCGACGAGCGUUUGAGUGGGACGCUCAAGUGGUCUUCCCCGGUAAUGCCUGAGGCCGAGAACGCCAUCAUGCGCGACGGGAGUUCCUCCCCCUUCCUCCAACCAGUAGCUGUGUAUCCCCCUACGCCAGCGACAACUGUACCCAGCUCUGUCUGUCGCUCACACCCGAGCGCGCAAACCAGCUCUGAGUUCGGGGGCAAGUCGCCGGCACGGGUGCAACGCGCCACGGAGCGCGCGUGGGCCGCCUUGGCCGCCAUGCAGCCGCGGCAUGAGCAGCAAGACCCGGUUGCGGAGGCUAUGCCGGCUCCUCCCUCCCCAGCCCUUGCGCCAGUUGACGCUGAGGUGUCUGACGAGGGCGAGGCGUUCAUCGAUGUCGAGGACGAGGAGGAAAUUUAUCAGUUCUCCGAUGACGAGCACUUCGGCGCGUUUGACGCCGUCCUUGACGCCGACGUUCCGCAGUUUGACCUGUCUUGGGACGACGAGGAGGAGGAGAAGGGCAGCGAGGCGGGCCCGUGCGAUCAAGAGAUGCCGCGGUCUAACCUCAAGUCAGGUGUGACGCCGGGCCACCCCGCAGGCAAGCGCGUACGUUUCGCUUGGGACAUUGGAAGUCUGGGUGAGAGUGACCCGGGGUUCAAGGUGUGGCGCGACGGGUAUUAGCGACAAACACGCCCACGCUCAGAGCCCCUCGCGUGCCGAGCAGCAGCAACAGGCAGGCGACACUCGAUUGAUCUCAACAGAUGACAAAUCAGG
Messenger RNA from Cutaneotrichosporon oleaginosum, 2450 nucleotides. RefSeq lists its product as uncharacterized. Lineage: Eukaryota; Fungi; Basidiomycota; Tremellomycetes; Trichosporonales; Trichosporonaceae. The record is from RefSeq and is a predicted model, not a curated record.